Messenger RNA from Adineta steineri, 987 nucleotides. Lineage: Eukaryota; Metazoa; Rotifera; Eurotatoria; Adinetida; Adinetidae. The record is from the annotation of a GenBank genome assembly.
AUGAUAACUGAUUGGCGUACGUUAAUUGGCCCACAGUUUUCUUUGUUAUCGGAUCUUUGUCAACUGGCUAAUAAUACGAUACAAGAUGCUGUCGAUCGGUUUCUUCUACAAUCAUUUGUCGCUUCAACUGUACUAACUGAAGACAAUUUAAAUACACAGUUAAAUGCAACUCUCAAUCAACUUUCUCAAUCGACAGUUGUUAAUUUUGGAUUUCUUGUCGAUAUAGUACAACUUCUUAUGCAAGUUGAUCAACCUUUUAUGGGAUCAGUACAAAGUUCUGGUAGUCAAUUCGAUUCACGUUUAAGUGCAAAUAUAACGGGAAAAGGAGACCUAAUUUACUUGCCAAUGCAGAUAACAUUUCUUUUGACCGGACCUGCUGAUGUCAAUACCACCAAAACCAACUGUAUUUGCGCCACAAAUUCUUCAUGUGAAGAUCCAGUCACUAUCUACUUUAAUGAUUAUUAUAAACCUCAGUAUUUCUAUCCUGAGGUCGAUUAUGUAGUUCCAGGAUCGGCAGCUGGUUGCUCUCCUAUUGGUUCUCUUCAACUUUCGACGCUUCAAUGUUUUUAUUCUGAUUCGGAUUGUUUUCCAGUUGUAAUGAAUUACAUACAACAAACGUAUAUUAACGCUGUUGUAGAUCCACAUUGGUUUGAUCCACGUCCACUCAUUUAUGAUCCAACAUCGAGUCGUUUUCCUCCAAAUACCUCAAUUAAAAUGAUAAUUAAAGACAUUAUGAUCGAACAAUGGAAUCCAUCUACGUCAUAUAAACGUUUUUAUGAAUUAUGUGCACCACAUUACUGUACUUAUUCUCAAAUAGGUCAAAGGAAAACCAUUCUUGAAGUAGCAGUAACAUUGGUGUCGUUAGUUGGUGGUCUUAUAGUCUCCUUACGUGUCAUUACACCUCAACUCGUAAAGUUUUUAAUUGGCUUGUUGGGAAUUAUAAACAAAAGACACCGACAACAAGAACAACAACCAGGUAGUUGUUGA